GAAAAUACAUUUUACAUUUCCCACAAUCCAUUCGCGCACACAAGUAACUUCCUUUUUUAAUAAAAUUGGCCAUCAUGGCGGUCGGAAAAAAUAAACGACUGACGAAAGGUGGCAAGAAGGGUGCGAAGAAGAAGGUAGUGGACCCUUUUUCAAAGAAAGAUUGGUAUGACGUAAAGGCCCCUUCUAUGUUUGCUGUGCGGCAAAUAGGCAAGACUCUUGUUUCAAGGACCCAGGGCACACGAAUUGCAUCUGAUGGUUUAAAAGGACGAGUCUUUGAGGUGUCGUUGGCUGAUCUUCAGAAUGACGAAGUUACGUUCCGAAAGUUUAAGCUUAUAGCUGAGGAAGUUCAAGGCAGGAAUGUACUCACAAAUUUUCAUGGAAUGGACCUCACUCGUGACAAAUUGUGCUCCAUGGUCAAGAAGUGGCAGACAUUGAUUCAAGCCCAUGUUGAUGUGAAGACCACAGAUGGUUAUCUGCUGCGAAUGUUCUGCAUCGGGUUCACGAAGAAGAGAAACAACCAAGUGAAGAAGACGUGCUAUGCCCAACACAUGCAGAUCAAGAUGAUCCGUAAGAAGAUGAUCGAGAUUAUCACACGCGAGGUGUCCUCAAAUGACAUGAAGGAUGUUGUUAACAAGCUUAUUCCAGACAGUAUUGGAAAAGACAUUGAAAAGGCAUGUCAAGGCAUCUACCCACUGCAUGAUGUUUACAUCAGGAAGGUCAAAGUGCUGAAGAAGCCAAAGUUUGAUGUUGGGAAGCUGAUGGAACUUCAUGGAGAGGGUGGAGGAACUACCAAGACGGUUGUUUCAGAAACAGGAGAAGUUGUAUCGCGGCCUGAGGGUUACGAGCCACCUGUUAUGAAAUCUGUCUGAAACUGUGUAUGCUAAAAUAAAGACUGAUCUACAGUGA
Molecule: messenger RNA, 906 nt
Organism: Gigantopelta aegis
Lineage: Eukaryota; Metazoa; Mollusca; Gastropoda; Neomphalida; Peltospiridae
Product: 40S ribosomal protein S3a
Exons: 7
Coding region: 75-869 (264 amino acids)
Biological process (GO): translation
Cellular component (GO): ribosome; cytosol
Molecular function (GO): structural constituent of ribosome
Source: RefSeq, a predicted model, not a curated record